Molecule: messenger RNA, 1286 nt
Organism: Acanthaster planci (crown-of-thorns starfish)
Lineage: Eukaryota; Metazoa; Echinodermata; Asteroidea; Valvatida; Acanthasteridae
Product: U6 snRNA-associated Sm-like protein LSm2
Biological process (GO): mRNA splicing, via spliceosome
Cellular component (GO): precatalytic spliceosome; U6 snRNP; P-body
Molecular function (GO): RNA binding
Source: RefSeq, a predicted model, not a curated record
UUGAUUGGAAAGGUCAAAGGAUAAACCGUGAAAUCAGCGUGACUCUUGUCUGCGUGUCGUCUGUACGACGUUUUCAAUUUUUACAUUUCGUUCUGAAGACAUUGCAGUGUACAUAGUUUGUUCACAAAACACAACCAUGCUUUUUUACUCAUUUUUCAAAUCUCUUGUGGGGAAAGAUGUUGUUGUCGAGCUGAAGAAUGAUCUCAGUAUCUGUGGAACGCUACACUCUGUGGACCAGUUCCUGAACAUCAAGCUUUCAGAUAUUAGCGUGACAGACCCAGAGAAAUAUCCACACAUGCUUUCAGUCAAGAACUGUUUCAUCCGUGGGUCAGUUGUAAGAUAUGUUCAGUUACCAGCUGAUGAGUGCGACACACAGCUUCUUCAAGAUGCAGCCAGGAAAGAAGCAGCACAGAGUAAACAGUAGCAUCAGCCAGUACAUGCCGACCUUGUAAAUAUGUAGUGUUUUGUGUUUUUAUUUGCAGAGUUGAUUUCAGAUGUUUCAUCACAGAUGUUGUAAAUAGAGUACUCUGUAUACCAUCUAAGUUGUACAAGUCCAAAAGAUUGUUUGGAAAGUACAGCCAUCAUACCCAACCUUUUGAAUUUAUCUAUGCUCUUUGUGAUUACAUAAAGAAUGUUGUUUACCAAUCUUUCCCAACUAGGACUUGAUCAGGGGAAGACUGAGCUUUCCUUUUAUUGUCAGAGUUUAUUCAUUUUAUGUUUAUUUUAGAAUGGAUCAUGUAUGGAGCUAUAUUUUCCAGAGAAUUAAGAAAGAUCAGAACAUGAAAUAAGACGACAAGGGUCUUGAGAUUUUGAUUUUGAGUGGAAAAUACCAAGCAUCACAUAUACAAAGUUUGUACAUAAAAUCAACAAACUUGCUUCAACCACUUGUUCCAUAUUAGCUGUAGUGACCUCAUCAGGUGUUCUGCUGUGUCUUUUGAAUGAAUUUUGUUCAAAAUAUUAAGCCAAUGAUAGGAUGCGGAGAUCUGAAAAGAUCUAUCUGUUGAAACAUAUUUGACUUCCAAGUUCCAUAACAGGUUUAAGUUCCAUAAAUCAUGACCAUAAAAAUCAAUUGUUUCUGUGGAGUUUAUGCUAUCAAUCUCAGUUCAGUUUAGUUUAUUUAUUAAAAACUGUCACACAAUUUGUAUUCAUAAUCAGCACAUGCAUGAAAAAGAUGCUAUUUGAGAAAGACAUUUUAUAUCACAGCAACCUUCAAAAGAUACCACUUACACAUAAGACAAUAGGUUUGUACUGAAUAAAUAAUUAUCAAGUACAUCAUAUAAUGAAAA